AUGUCACAAAAAUCACAAACACAAAGAAAACCAACAACAACACCCACUACUGCUAGUUCAGUAGGUUCAAAACAAUCAACCAAGAUAGCUACAACUACAACUACAACUAGUUCUUCUUCAGAUAAAUUAGAGAUUAAUAAUAAUAUUAAAGUAGAGAUUAUAAAGAAAGAAAGAUUGUUUUUGGAAUGCAAAUAUAUUAGUGGUGUUGGUGGUAAGCAGUACAAGGGGACUGUGCAUGUCAGUUGGUCUGCCAACAAGAUGGAUCAACUUAAAAAGGGAGAUCAUGUUGAAUGCAGAGUAGUGUCGAUCGAUGAGAGCAACGCAUCGUUGCAACUUGCACAUGCAGAGUGUUCAAAGCAACAGACAUCGACGAUUGUCACACUGACUGCUCAAGCAGGUACAUUGGUGACUGCAUACCCUAUCGGUCAGACAAAUGGAGAUAGUGUGUCGGUACACGUUGCACCGGGUCGAGUAGCGACAAUUGACAUUCUCAACAACUUUAAGACCAAGUUGGCACUUGACAACUUUAUCUCUCAUCCAACCCGCGGUAUUGCAUGUGCCGUCGAAUCGAUCAAUAAGGGCAGCGAGAGUAUUUCACUCAAGGUGAUUGACGAUGCUGCAAAGUCUAACCCCAAGCCAACCACACCGUCGGUUGGGUUGGUUGUACUCGCCAAGAUUGAGGAAAAGAUGACCGAUGCAAUGGUCGUCAGAACGUGUUAUGGAAAGGGGUACAUCAAGAUGAUCGAUGUAUGCGAUGUUGCUCGUACACGUCCAUUUGAUAUUUACGCAGUCAAUGCAUACGUGUCGGCUGUGAUUGUGGCCAUUGACGUCAAGGCAAAGACUGCAUACCUCUCGUUGAAGCGUUCGUUGCUCGGCGAGACCACCUCUGCCUCGAACCCACAGUUUGAGCAUGCACCAGCCUACAACCGUAUCAACGAGGCUGGCAAGCCCAUCUACGGAUAUGUCGUCGGUGUCGAUACCAACCAUCCUAGAGUGACCGUGCAGAUCAGCACCGUCGCCAACAAGGUUGUCAAGGUUGCCGACGCAGACUUGCUCGAGCACGUCAACUCGAUCGGCACCAUCAUCCGUCUCGACAAGGCCGGCAACUCUGUCUCGAAUACCAAGCCAUCGAUCACUGACGUUGUCGGCGAGGGUGUUGAGUUGACUGUGCAGUCGGUUGGCAAGACCGAGGUUGUCCUCAAAUCAGGCAAGAGAGAGCGUGUCUACUAUGCCAAGCAGUCGUCUGGCGACGAUGUUGCCGUCGGCAGCUUGUUCUUGGCCAAGAUCACAUCGAUCCAAGACGACAAGACAUUUGUUACACUCGACCCAUCGAUCGUUGGCGAGAACCAAAUCUACGAUGUUCUCAACAUUCCAUACCUCAAAAAAGAUCAACCCGAAAAAUGCAUCCCAAUCAAAUACAAAUCAAUCGAUCAAUUAUUAAAAGAUAUUGAAACAAAGAAAUCAGAAGAAAAAGAAGAAAAAGAAGAAAAGGAGACAUUAGCAGCCGAAUGGAAUUUGAACAAAUUGGAAUCAAUGAAAGUUGAAGAGAAACCAUCACUAUUAUUAACAAAGAGAAAGGAUAGAGAGGAUAAAGAAGAGCUUAAAACAGCAGAAGAAGAUAUAGUUGAAGAAGAAGAGAUUGUAAACACCAAGAAACAAAAAAUACAAAAGAAAUUAGGAAAGUUGGAACAUGAACGAGUGAUUAGCGAACGUGAAGAGACAUUGUUGGAUCAAAACUCUGUGCCAGAAAGCUCGGGUGAUUUUGAACGUGUGUUGUUGGGUUCGCCAAACAGCUCUUAUAUUUGGAUUCAAUACAUGUCGUUUUACUUGGGUAUGAGUGAAAUCCAAAAGGCACGUGAUAUUGGUGAACGUGCACUCAAAAAGAUUCUCAGUAGCGAAGUUGUCGAACAACGUAACGUCUGGGUUGCCCUUUUAAACAUGGAGAAUAUGUAUGGCGGUGAAGACACGCUCAUGACGCUAUUCAAGCGUGCCAUCCUCUACCAAGACCCAAAGAGAAUGUAUUUUGCCAUCAUUCAAAUCCUCGAACACACUGAAAAGUUGGAUCGUGUCGAUCCCUACUUUGCCAUGUUUUUCAAAAAAUACCGUCACUCUUCCAAGGCCUGGAUCCGUUACGCCGAGUACCUCGCCAAGACCCAACAACUCGACAAGCUCUCAGAGACCCUUUCCCGUUUGCCACGUGUCGAACAACUCAAAAAAAAGAAACUCAUCAUGAUCACUAGCAAGAUUGGUCAAUUGGAAUUCAAACAUGGAAACCCAGAGCGUGGACGUACCGUCUUUGAAAGUUUGAUCAGCUCCAACCCUUCACGUACCGAUCUCUGGAACGUCUACAUUGACCAAGAACUCAAACAAGAAAAUAAUGCCAAAAAUAUUAGACGUCUCUUUGACCGUUGCAUUUCACUCAAGACUUCAGAUCGUAAUAUCAAACAAUUCUUUAAACGUUAUCUAUCCUAUGAAAAGGAUCAUGGUGAUGAAUCAUCUGUCAACAAUGUAAAACAAUUGGCUAUUAAAUAUGUUGAAGAAAGUUCAAAAUAA
Cavenderia fasciculata is the source of this 2553-nucleotide messenger RNA. RefSeq names its product HAT repeat-containing protein. Gene Ontology annotation, cellular component: nucleus; small-subunit processome; nucleolus. Gene Ontology annotation, molecular function: RNA binding; protein binding. Gene Ontology annotation, biological process: rRNA processing. NCBI's taxonomy places the organism in Eukaryota, Evosea, Eumycetozoa, Acytosteliales, Cavenderiaceae. Bases 1 to 2553 code for a protein of 850 amino acids. The record is from RefSeq and is a predicted model, not a curated record. The transcript has a single exon.